AUCUGUCCAUUGUAAAUUCGUAAAAGAAGGGAAAGAUUGUGAACAAGAUCGUUUUAAUGAUUUUCGCGUGUAAAAAGUAAUAAUUCAUCGUAACGUCUUUAAUUUAUAAUCCUUUACUAAUUGCAAAAUAGAAGUUUAACUAUGGAUAAAAGGAAAUUAUCAACUGCUGGCGAUAGCCUUUAUCAAAUACUGCAGGUACCGAAAACUGCAACCGCCGAUGAUGUCAAAAAAAGUUAUCGUAAAUUAGCGUUGAAAUAUCACCCGGAUAAAAACUCAAAUAGCCCAGAUGCAGCGGAAAAAUUUAAAGAGGUGAAUCGUGCUCACACAAUAUUAAGUGACGCUACAAAGAGAAAUAUCUAUGACAACUAUGGCUCCCUCGGAUUGUACAUAGCCGAGCAAUUUGGAGAAGAAAAUGUCAACGCCUACUUCGUCGUAACUAGUACUUGGUGCAAAGCCCUUUUCGUUAUUUGCGGUGUUUUGACCGGAUGUUACUUCUGCUGCUGUUUCUGCUGCUGUUGUAACUGCUGCUGUAACAAAUGUAAACCACGUCCACCAGAAGAGUCUGGUGAUUACCAUACACUUGAACGCGAUGAAUCAGACGGGAUUCACCCGGUGACGAUGCAACCCGGUGGUGAAGGCCGUCCGACUGCUGAACAGGCGCCACCCAUCGCCAUGCCGGCGCCAGCUCCGGGCGUAUCCGAAAACACGGGUCUCAACACAGGGAGCAGUAUUCCAAAAUACACAUGAAGUAUUUACAGCUAGUCUAACGUUAAUUGUAAGAGAAAUGAGGAACUGACUACUUAUAACCACCAACAUGCCAGCUUCUUACAGUUGUAAGCGUAAAAUAAUUUUAUGUUUACGUUUUUUUUAUAAUUAUUUAUUUAAGUAUUGAUUUAAUAUGUUAUUUAUUACCUACUAGCUUAAAAUCUGUGCCAUCAUUCGCGACUUAGCUAUUUUAUUGCAAAGAUAAAUAGAUAAUUACGCAAUGAGCCGUUUUGAACUUUGCUUUGUACACUUGUUUUUUAUUUCGAAAAUUAAAAUGUUAGUAAGUAUUAAUAAAAAAAAUGUCAAGUAUAAAAAAGCUUAUAUAGCUUACGAAAUUUACAAUAAACUUUGUCGUUUGUAAACUGUUUUAUCCUGCGCUAUUUAGAAUUUUUUUGUAUCAGCCUUUUGCCGUCCACUGCUGGACGAAAGCCUCUCCCAUAGAACGCCAACCAUCCCGAUCUUGGGCAGUCACCUUAUAUAUAUAUAUAUAUAUAUAUAUAUAUAUAUAUAUAUAUAUAUACUUAGAAAUAAGAACUACGAAAUGGACGUUUAAAGAAUAGAAGUUUGGAAUACUGCCACUUUUUAGACUCGGCCUAGUUUCAUUGUCGUGUUUUAUAUUGAUUUCCAUUAAGGUCAAAUAUUUACAAAAGAGAUAUUACUGAAAUAAUACUGUUCAUAUAAUAUUACUACAGUUAUUAUAAUUUAUUAAGUCCACGAAUAAAUAUUUUGUAUAUUGGCACAAUUAAAAAAAUGCUUUAAAUUUUGGAUAUUACCUACGGUUAAGGAAAUACGGUAAUGUGUUUUAUACGUAGCGAUAGUUCUUUUGUAUUUGUUAGUUAAAUAUGAAAUCAAAAGUUGUAUGUUAUCUUGUUUGAUAAUUCGAUAGUUUUUUCUUAAAGAAAUAUAUUUAAAUAAUUGCUAAAUGCAUUGCUCUUUCUUGUAUUACAAUUUAUAAUUAAUGUGGCUAUGUGAUUGUUAUUAUCAAAAAAAAUAAAAAAUAAUUAGAAAUAAAUAAAAAAAAUCGUAUAAACGAACAGUACAUUGAUUAUAGGCUAUAAUAUAAAGCACUUAAGUUAUAAGUGAAUUAUAAAAGGAAUGUCUUAGCAUGGUGAGAUAAUGUCUCGUAAUUGUAGAUGAUAUUUAAAUUGUAUGUAAAUAUGACAUAAACCAUAAAUGUACCUUAUUUACAAGUCAAAGGGAAAGUGAAAUUAACAUAAAACAUGCAAGAUAUAUAAUGUUCCAAAAUAAUUCUAUCUAUAUAAAAUGGACGUUGUACGCCAAUGUCUCAUUUGAGAUGUUAAUACCAUACGCGUCGUAUGUAAGAAUUGGAUGUUUCGUUAAAAACAAGACUUGGUACCGGUUUAUGAUAAUUUAAAUAAUGUUAAAUUCUAAUAAUCGUGUCGCGUGAUGUUGAUGUAGAAUUAAUUUGUAUUUAAUUCUACGGUCUUGAAACUAUUCCCAGGUAAGCUUUCGCUUGUGAUAGUUGUAUUAUAACGUAUUGUAAUGUCUUGAUAUAAAAUAAUAAAUAUACAUACAGUUGAACUCUGA
Messenger RNA from Nymphalis io (European peacock), 2313 nucleotides. It is a transcript of the gene Csp, whose product is annotated as dnaJ homolog subfamily C member 5. The transcript has 2 exons. NCBI's taxonomy places the organism in Eukaryota, Metazoa, Arthropoda, Insecta, Lepidoptera, Nymphalidae. The record is from RefSeq and is a predicted model, not a curated record. Gene Ontology annotation, biological process: regulation of neuromuscular synaptic transmission. Gene Ontology annotation, cellular component: type Is terminal bouton. The coding region runs from base 142 to 747 and encodes 201 amino acids.